CUCUCAGUUAUCGGCCACAGACGAUUCAGAGCUUCUUUGUCAAAUGGAAGCUGCUCCUUGGUUGGGGUAUUCGGUUAUGAAUCGCAUUCACCCCCCUUUUUUACACUGCAAGCAUAUGAGUAUCUUCACGCACAACUGGAUAGGCCUUUUGGAUACGCUUGUCCAAGGAUGGUAAUCACGUACAUGAUUGGCUUAAUCUAGAAUCAUGGAUACCUUUCAUACCCUCUCAUCACAAGAUGGAACUAGUGGUCAACAUUGGGACAAUGCAGCCAUAAAUAACAUGGACCAAUAUUUUAAUGGAGUGAGCAAGACCUGCCAGCAGAGCUCACUGGAGCAGGGAGACAUCCCGUCAUCCUUUUGGCACCUGACAAAGCUUGAGAUUCAAAUCCUGCUGAACGAUGUUAAGCAUUCGAUUAACCACAUGCAGGGGACGCUGAACACCAUGCAGGGGCAGUGUAUUGAGUUGCAGACUGCCAUGUCUAAGAUCAUCACAGCAGCCGAAGUUGCUGUGCAGAGGGAGGAGAUCCCCCGAGCAUCAGGCCUCAACCCGUCACAGAGGGAGGGUAUCCUCCAAACAGUCAGUGUCCCUGUACAGAGGGAGGGUAUCCUCCCAACAGCCAGUGUCCCUGUACAGACGGAGGGGAUCCUCCAAACAGCCAGUGUCCCUGCACAGAGGGAGGGGAUUCUCUCAGCAGCUAGCAUCACUGCGCAGAGGGAGGAGAUCUUCCGAGCAUCAGGCCUCAUCCCUGCACAGAGGGAGGGGAUCCUCCAAACAGCCAGUGUCACUGCACAGAGGGAGGAGGUCCUCCGAGCAUCAGGCCUCAUUCCGACACAGAGGGAGGGGGUUCUCUCAGCACCUAGCAUCAUUGCUCAGAGGGAGGAGAUGUUCCGAGCAUCAGGCCUCAUCCCGUCACAGAGGGAAGGGAUUCUUCCAGCAUCUUCUAUCACUGCGCAGAAGAAGAAGAUCCUCAGAGCAUCAGGCCUCAUCCUUGCACAAAAGGAGUUGAUCCUCCUGAUGGCCAGUGUCACUGCGCAGAGGAAGGGAAUCGUCCCAAUGGCCAGCGUCCCUGCGCACAGAGAGGGGAUUGUCCCAAAGGCAAGUGUCUCUGCUGAGAUGGAGGGGAUCUUCCAAACAGCCAGUGUACCUGCACAGAGGGAGGGGGUUCUCCCAGCAGCUAGCAUCACUGUGCAGAGGGAGGAGAUCCUCCGAGCAUCAGGCCUCAUCCCUGCACAGAGGGAGAGGAUCCUCCAGAAGGCCAGCGUCCCUGCGCACAGGGAGUGGAUCGUCCCAAAGGCUAGUGUCCCUGCAGAGAGGGAGGAGAUCUUCCUCACAACCAGUGUCCCUGUGAAGAAUGGACACAAUCAUCCACAACCACCUCCCAUCAUCCCCAUGGUGGCACCACUGUGGAAAUGGGAUGGUGGAGCGUGUACUCCACCUGUGGAUUUCUAUUCCAAGAGAAGAGAUGUCCGACUUAGAUAUGUUGAGCAUCCUGCUAUGAUGUCCAUCACCAAGCCGGAACACUCCGAGGCCACUUCUCAGUGCCAGACUGGCAGCCGUCCGGUGGCUGAGCCCGAGACCCCUGCUGUUCACAAUAACAGUGGAGGCUGGCUCAGCUGGGUUUUUGGGAGGGGAAGAUUUAAUAAGAAGGAGGUUCAUCUACCUGAGGACAAAGACAGAUCUGUAAGGAACUGGUUCUUAACACUAUAUUCUAUGUAGAGACAAUUGAGUGGAUAAUUUUUUUUAUUGUGGCUUGCUUCACAUUGCUAACA
Molecule: messenger RNA, 1770 nt
Organism: Salvelinus fontinalis (brook trout)
Lineage: Eukaryota; Metazoa; Chordata; Actinopteri; Salmoniformes; Salmonidae
Exons: 8
Coding region: 206-1717 (503 amino acids)
Source: RefSeq, a predicted model, not a curated record